Molecule: messenger RNA, 1404 nt
Organism: Olea europaea var. sylvestris
Lineage: Eukaryota; Viridiplantae; Streptophyta; Magnoliopsida; Lamiales; Oleaceae
Product: transcription factor TCP15-like
Exons: 1
Coding region: 281-1270 (329 amino acids)
Cellular component (GO): nucleus
Molecular function (GO): DNA-binding transcription factor activity; sequence-specific DNA binding
Source: RefSeq, a predicted model, not a curated record
CCUCAGAAAAGCAAAGAUUUUUCUUAAAGAAGAUUGCUUUCUCCAGCCAUUCCCCACUCAUUAUGUUUGUUGCUUAAAGCUUGCACUCAACUCAUCUCUUUCUCUCUCCUAAAAGAUAUUAUCAAAAAGAUCCAAUUGCCAGCUCCCAUCUCAAAGGAAACUUCAAGAGUCCAACUUAUUACUUAUAAUUAGAGAGAGAGAAAAACCCACAAAACACUGAAUUCAGGGUCAUCUGCAUAUAUAGAUAUAGAGAGGAUAAAUAUACUGUUAGUUACUAUAUAUGAUCAUGGAUGGUGAUAUUGGUAAUGGAAAUUCUAAACGCAGGCCUAAUUUUCCAUUGCAAUUGCUUGGGAAAAGAGAAGAAGAAGAAGAAGAAGCAGGAUGUUCAAGCUCAAAGAGGACCGUGUCCGGUUCAGAACCACCCAAAAAGCCGCCGCCGAAAAGAACCACGACCAAGGAUAGGCACACCAAAGUCGAGGGCCGUGGACGGCGGAUCCGUAUGCCGGCAACAUGUGCUGCUAGGGUUUUUCAGCUUACCAGAGAAUUAGGCCUUAAAUCUGAUGGCGAAACAGUUGAAUGGCUGCUUCAACAGGCUGAGCCGGCGGUGAUUGCAGCCACCGGUACUGGAACCAUUCCGGCGAAUUUUACUUCAUUGAAUAUAUCAGUUAGGAGUUCAGGCUCAACCAUGUCGGCGCCGUUAAGGAACAGUUUUUUCAAUCAAAAUUACGCGGCUAGCUCUCAGUUGAGGUGUAUUGAGGAAUCACAGAGAAGAUUUUUGUUCCCUGAGAUAGGAUUAUCGUCCCAGAAUGAGACGAUGGCUAAGGGAGAGACGAGCAUGGGAAGAAGACGGCAACCGGAGGAAGAACUGCCACCGCUACUUCAGACACAAAUGGGGAGUCAUAAUUAUAUGUUACAAUCAAGCACAAGUUCGAUUCCGGCAAGUCAAGGCCAGAAUAUUCCGGCGACGGCAUUUCUUAUGGUGACAAAUACUAAUAGCCAGGUGAUGAGUAGUACUAGUGGUAGCUCUUUUUGGCCAUUAGGAAGUGCAAUGUCUGGUGGUGGAUUAAAUUUUAUGAAUUUUCCUCCACCUAUGUCAUUCUUGCCAGGGCAACAACUCGGGGGCGCUGGUGGUGGUGCGGUGGUGGAUGGCCAUAUGGGCAUGCUUGCAGCACUCAAUGCUUUUAGGCCAAUUUCAGGUAGUACUGCACCGUUGGAUGCACACUCAAGCGAUCCUGAUCAUCAGCAUGUUACAACGAGUCAUCACUUCUAGAUCAUAUUUCACCAAGAUAAAUUCAGACCCUCUUUUUAUUUUCACUAAAUUCUUGAACAUUUAUGUGUAUCUCUUUAUAAAUGUAUGCAUAUAUGUUGAUGGUAACUUGCAGUGAAUUAUAUGUCUACUUCUGA